Molecule: messenger RNA, 2023 nt
Organism: Cherax quadricarinatus
Lineage: Eukaryota; Metazoa; Arthropoda; Malacostraca; Decapoda; Parastacidae
Source: RefSeq, a predicted model, not a curated record
CUAACAGAGUGGCUGGGGACGAGCCUCCUCCUGAUGCUGCUGCUGCUGCUGCUGCUGUUUAACUGUUGUUACUGCUGCUGUGAUAUCCUCCCAUAAUUAAGGCUAGCAAUGGCGUCCUUAUUAAAAACUUCCUCCAUAGUCGCUGGGAAGCUUCUCCCACAGUCCCUGGCAGUGACCUUUGGUCGGCCAGCAAGUAAUGCAAGGAACUUCCAUUUCUCCAUGGAGGGUAAAUGUGCCAGUGCCAAAACUACUACUGAUCAGCUUUCUCGAGACUACCCUGUAGUUGACCACACUUAUGAUGCUGUGGUAGUUGGUGCUGGUGGUGCUGGUUUACGUGCUGCAUUUGGUCUGGUUCAGGAAGGCUUCCGUACAGCUGUCAUCAGCAAGCUGUUCCCAACACGAUCUCACACUGUGGCUGCUCAGGGUGGUAUAAAUGCUGCUCUUGGCAACAUGGAGCCAGACAAUUGGAUAUGGCAUAUGUACGAUACAGUGAAGGGUUCUGACUGGCUAGGUGAUCAGGAUGCUAUCCACUACAUGACUCGUGAAGCUCCAAAAGCAGUCAUUGAAUUGGAGAACUAUGGGAUGCCCUUCAGUCGCACCCAGGAUGGCAAAAUCUAUCAGCGAGCCUUUGGUGGUCAGAGUUACAACUUUGGCAAAGGAGGUCAGGCUCACAGAUGCUGCUGUGUGGCAGACAGGACUGGCCACUCUCUGCUACACACACUAUAUGGACAGUCCCUGAAAUAUGACUGCAAUUAUUUCAUUGAAUAUUUUGCUCUGGAUCUCCUGAUGGAAGAUGGUGAAUGCUGUGGUGUUAUAGCACUCUGCCUAGAAGAUGGCUCAAUCCAUAGAUUCCAUUCCAAAAACACUGUUCUGGCCACUGGAGGUUAUGGUCGUACAUUCUUCUCCUGUACCUCUGCUCACACCUCCACUGGUGAUGGCACCGCAAUGGUCUCCCGUGCUGAUCUACCUUGUCAGGACUUGGAAUUUGUUCAGUUCCAUCCCACCGGAAUCUAUGGUGCUGGGUGCUUGAUAACUGAAGGGUGUCGAGGUGAAGGUGGCUACUUGGUUAAUUCUGAAGGAGAACGGUUCAUGGAACGUUAUGCACCAGUUGCCAAAGACUUGGCCUCCCGGGAUGUUGUCUCACGCUCCAUGACGAUAGAACUUCUAGAGGGCCGAGGGUGUGGACCCGAGAAAGAUCAUGUCUUCUUACAGCUCCACCAUCUGCCUCCAGAUCAGCUGGCACAAAGGUUGCCAGGUAUUUCAGAGACAGCCAUGAUCUUUGCUGGUGUAGAUGUAACUCGUGAGCCCAUCCCUGUACUUCCCACAGUCCACUACAACAUGGGUGGUAUUCCAACCAAUUACAAAGGACAGGUUAUUACAUAUGAUGGACAAGGAGACAAGAUUGUGCCUGGUCUUUAUGCUGCAGGUGAGGCAGGAUGUGCCUCUGUCCAUGGAGCCAACCGUCUGGGAGCCAACUCUCUUCUUGAUCUUGUGGUGUUUGGUCGAGCUUGUGCCCACACGAUAUCCCAGGAGAACAAGCCUGGUGAUGCCAUCAAAGAGCUAUCUCCUAAUGCUGGUGAGGCAUCAGUGGCCAACAUUGAUAAGCUGAGGUUUUCCAAAGGCAGUAUGUUCACUGCAGAAAUACGAUCCACAAUGCAGAAAACCAUGCAGAGUCAUGCUGCUGUGUUCCGAACUGGUGAAGUACUGAAAAGAGGCUGUGAUAAAAUUGCUGCUUUAUGGCCUCAAUUGAAUGACAUUAAGUUGGUUGAUCGUGGGAUAAUAUGGAACACUGACUUGGUUGAGACCCUUGAACUUCAGAACCUUAUGUCCAAUGCCAUCCAGACAAUAUUCUCAGCAGAGGCUCGCAAGGAGUCUCGUGGUGCUCAUGCUCGUGAAGAUUUUAAGAUUCGCAUAGAUGAGUACGACUACAGCAAGCCACUAGAAGGCCAAGAACGCAAACCACUUGAAAAUCAUUGGAGGAAGCACACACUGUCCACUGUUAAUAUGGAAACUGGCACUGUAA